Molecule: messenger RNA, 1506 nt
Organism: Capra hircus (goat)
Lineage: Eukaryota; Metazoa; Chordata; Mammalia; Artiodactyla; Bovidae
Gene: IBSP
Product: integrin binding sialoprotein
Exons: 7
Coding region: 77-997 (306 amino acids)
Biological process (GO): ossification; cell adhesion; bone mineralization
Cellular component (GO): extracellular region
Source: RefSeq, a predicted model, not a curated record
GAGUAUUCAAUCUGUGUUACUCACUCCUGGGAGCCUGCCUUCUCACUCCAGGACUGCAAAAGAAGCAAUCACCAAAAUGAAGACAGUUUUAAUUUUGCUCAGCAUUUUGGGAAUGGCCUGUGCUCUUUCCAUGAAAAAUUUGCAUCGAAGAGCCAAAUUAGAGGAUUCUGAAGAAAAUGGGGUAUUUAAGUACAGGCCCCGAUACUAUCUUUAUAAGCAUGCCUACUUUUAUCCUGCUCUAAAACGAUUUGCAGUUCAAAGCAGUAGUGACUCAUCUGAAGAAAAUGGAAAUGGUGAUAGCUCAGAAGAGGAGGAGGAAGAAGAGGAGACUUCAAAUGAAGAAGGAAACAAUGGAGGGAAUGAAGAUUCUGAUGAAAAUGAAGACGAAGAAUCAGAGGCUGAGAACAGCACCCUUUCCACUACCACACUUGGCUAUGGAGAGGAGAUUACACCUGGAACUGGACACAUAGGUCUAGCUGCCAUCCGGCUUCCCAAGAAGGCUGGGGCUACAGGAAAGAAGGCUACAAAAGAGGAUGAGAGUGAUGAAGAAGAAGAGGAAGAAGAAGAGGAAGAAAAUGAGGCAGAAGUGGAUGAUAAUGAGCAAGGCAUAAAUGGCACCAGCAGCAACAGUACAGAGGCAGACAAUGGCCAUGGCAGCAGUGGUGGGGAUAACGGAGAGGAAGAAGGCGAAGAAGAAAGUACGGAAGGAAUCACAGUGGCUGGAGAGACCACUGCUUCUCCAAAUGGCGGGUUUAAAUCUACAACCCCACCCCAGGAGGUCUAUGGGACCACCCCACCACCGUUUGGGAAAACCACCACCCCUGGGGAGUAUGAACAAACAGGCACCAAUGAGUAUGACAAUGGGUAUGAAAUCUAUGAAAGUGAGAAUGGAGAUCCUCGUGGGGACAGUUAUCGAGCCUAUGAGGAUGAGUACAGCUACUAUAAAGGGCGUGGCUAUGACAGCUAUGAUGGUCAAGAUUACUACAGCCACCAGUGAAGGCCCAGACUGGGAUGAGUUCACCCCUUCUGGGAUUUUGCGUGGCUACCGUUUUCAAAGUUCAACUCAGGAAGGUGCAAUAUAACAAAUGUGCAUUUUAUAAUAUGGAAUGGUGCUACUGUUCCAAAGUGGUUUUCUAUAAUUGUUUCUGCAAGUAAUGAGCUUCUUAUUGCUUUUCCCUACUAUGUUAUUGAAAGGUCGUAAAUCAGGGCCAUUCAUCAAGUGGUAAACCAAUGCAUGAGACAAUGUGUGAUUGAGUAUUUUGAGGUUGUAGUCCUAUAAAUAGUAAUUUUAAUGUGUUUCCACUAACUGCUAAAACAUAUUCUGUGCAAGAGCUGCUUCUUAGAAGAGAUUAGAUUCACUAACAUUAGUGACACUGUAUACAAUAAAUGUGCAGUUCUUUAAUCACACUAUCUGUCACUGUAUAUUAGGUUUAAUUAUCACUGUCAUGUAUUUUUAUGUGACCUGUAUGUAUAUUGUAUCUAUGGAUUUUAUCACAAAUAAAAAUG